AUGGACAGAGCAAUGAUUCGAUUCAUCAUUCGAGCGCUCGAGAAAGAAAUUGACCAGAGCGACGAGCAGCUUGCUUCAGAUGAAGCUACUGGUUACGAUCAAGUCAAGCUUGACUUUCACAUUCCCGCCGUCUCAUUUAUGUCCAAUUACAAUGGGCGCGAAGUCUACGACGAAGUUAUGAUCAAGGGAAUGGGGGAUUGGAUAAGAAGUCAACUGCCAGAUGGAGCAAGAGAAUUCCAGAAUGGGGCUGAGCGAUGGUCGUUUUGGAGGAGAUGUCUGGAAGAGUUGUCUCAAGGAUAUCCCGAUGACGAAAUAAAGGUUGCUGCACAAGCAAGCUUGGAGUACAUGUCAUCGGGUGUUUCGCGUUACGAAACCUAG
Messenger RNA from Alternaria rosae, 378 nucleotides. RefSeq lists its product as uncharacterized. The coding region runs from base 1 to 378 and encodes 125 amino acids. The transcript has a single exon. Lineage: Eukaryota; Fungi; Ascomycota; Dothideomycetes; Pleosporales; Pleosporaceae. The record is from RefSeq and is a predicted model, not a curated record.